This is a messenger RNA of Argentina anserina (silverweed cinquefoil), 1339 nucleotides long. Its product is annotated as mitochondrial uncoupling protein 4. The coding region runs from base 271 to 1263 and encodes 330 amino acids. Gene Ontology annotation, molecular function: malate transmembrane transporter activity; thiosulfate transmembrane transporter activity; sulfate transmembrane transporter activity. Gene Ontology annotation, biological process: thiosulfate transport; succinate transmembrane transport; phosphate ion transmembrane transport. NCBI's taxonomy places the organism in Eukaryota, Viridiplantae, Streptophyta, Magnoliopsida, Rosales, Rosaceae. The record is from RefSeq and is a predicted model, not a curated record. The transcript has a single exon.
UGGAAAACACAAACACAAACCCUAAACUCGAUUCAGAACACAGAACUAGCUUAUGUCUCAGAGGCCCAACGUUCCUCACUCCUCCUCCAUAGCUUUCUCCCUCCAUUCCCACCUCCUCGUCUCCAGUGAAAUGAACUCCACCUCCAACUGGUCUUAAUUCUUCAGUUCCUCUCGAUCUCCUAACUAACACCCCAAUUUUGCUUCUUUAACUCUAAAGAACCAUUCUUUCAUUCUUUCUCUAACCACCCAAACACUCAAAACAAGUUUGAAAUGGGCGUCAAGGGUUUCGUUGAGGGAGGCAUAGCUUCCAUUGUGGCCGGCUGCUCCACCCACCCAUUGGAUCUCAUCAAGGUCCGAAUGCAGCUCCAGGGCGAAAAGGGCUUACCCGCCCCGGCCCUUCAGCCCGUUCACUCUCUCCGCCCUGCUUUUGCCUUCCAUUCCCAUCAUGGCUCCGCAGCAGCGGCCAUGAUGGCUCCUCCGCCGCACGCUGUGACCGUUUCACCACCGCGUGUGGGGCCGAUCUCGGUCGGAGUCAAGAUCUUCCAGACGGAAGGCGUCAAGGCCUUGUUCUCCGGCGUCUCCGCCACCGUGCUCCGGCAGACUCUCUACUCCACCACCCGGAUGGGGCUGUAUGAUAUUCUCAAGACGAAAUGGUCCGAUCCGGAAUCCGGGAACCUUCCUCUGGGGCAGAAGCUUCUCGCCGGACUCAUCGCCGGCGGCGUCGGAGCCGCCGUCGGGAACCCGGCAGACGUGGCCAUGGUGAGGAUGCAGGCCGACGGGCGGCUCCCGGAGGCGCAGCGCCGGAACUACAAGAACGUCGUCGACGCCAUAUCGAGUAUGGCGAAGCAAGAAGGGGUGACAAGCCUGUGGCGCGGGUCGGGUCUGACGGUGAACCGGGCCAUGAUCGUGACGGCGUCGCAGCUGGCGUCGUAUGAUCAGAUCAAGGAGGCGAUUCUGGAGAGGCACGUGAUGGCCGACGGACUCGGGACGCACGUGACGGCGAGUUUCGCGGCAGGGUUUGUGGCGUCGGUGGCGUCGAACCCGGUGGACGUGAUAAAGACGAGGGUGAUGAACAUGAAGGUGGAGGCAGGGAGGGAGGCGCCGUACAGUGGGGCGUUGGAUUGUGCCCUGAAGACGGUGAGGGCGGAAGGACCCAUGGCCCUCUACAAGGGCUUUAUUCCUACAAUUUCGAGGCAGGGACCCUUCACUGUGGUGCUGUUUGUCACUCUUGAACAGCUCAGGAAGGUUUUCAAGGAGUUUUGAGUUAUUUUUUCCGUUAAUGAUGAUGAUGAAAAAGAAUUAAUUGGUUACAAUUAUUGAUAAAUGCAUAUCUUUGCUA